Molecule: messenger RNA, 1145 nt
Organism: Aspergillus novofumigatus IBT 16806
Lineage: Eukaryota; Fungi; Ascomycota; Eurotiomycetes; Eurotiales; Aspergillaceae
Exons: 3
Coding region: 16-762 (248 amino acids)
Biological process (GO): maturation of 5.8S rRNA; regulation of gene expression
Cellular component (GO): exosome (RNase complex); nucleolus
Molecular function (GO): RNA binding; DNA binding
Source: RefSeq, a predicted model, not a curated record
AUCGUAUCUCACAAGAUGGAGGCUGCCGACCUAUUACCGCUUCUUGAGCAAUUGGAUGAUAAUGUUGACGAUUUGGAAGAGGCGCUCAACCCAAUUUUGGAGAGUCCGGUCUCCGAGACAUCGAACAAACUCCCGGUUCUAGACAAGGCGAAAUUUCACGUCUUGGUUACCUACGCUUUGGAAUCUCUCAUAUUUUCUUAUCUGCGUCUUCAUGGCGUCAAUGCAAAGGAACAUCCUGUCUUCCGAGAGCUUACUCGCGUCAAGCAAUACUUCGGAAAAAUUCAGGCGCUAGAGACUGAGCCCGAGCAGCGGACUAUGACUCUUGACAAAGAGGCAGCUGGCCGCUUUAUCAAACACGGCCUUGUCGGGAAUGAUAAACUAGAUAUGAAACGCAAAGAACAGGAGGCCAAAGAGAAAGCGCGCGCUCAACUAAAAGCAGCUCUACUAGCUAAGAAAGCCACGGCAUCUGAGACAUCUUCCAGGAAUCGUACGAGUAGCUCGGACUCGGAGUCAGAACCUGAUAACGAGGAGUCGGACAGCGAGGAGGUUAUGAUUGCAGAGUCGGAGCAGCUGACAAAGGCAUUGGAAACAACACAAUCCGAAAACUCUCAGGAGGUAAAGAAGAAGAAAGACAAAAACAGGCAUGAGACUUCCAAGGCCACCAGGAAAAGGAAGAAGCGAAGCAAGGAGGAGCAGCAAGAACGAAAGAAAGAAAGACGGCAGAAGAAAAUGGAAGCUCGAAAGGCAGCAAAGGCAAAGUGAGAAGAGGUGGGAUGAUGACUACAAUCGCAACAUGACUCCUUUCAUCUCGGUCGGCCGGCCCGACCUCAGUGCCCAUAUUGAAUCUCAGCAGUUGCAUCGUUAGCAGAGCUGAACUAGGCUGUCAGUCUGUCAGUCCCUCGGACUGCCCUGCUAUCAGUCUCAUCACCUCGUCGUUGGCAGGGUUGGCCGUAAGAGGCGCCGUGUAUGUUCAUGCCGCGAGCUUACGUUUCCACAGAGGUACAACAUGACUGCUAAGGACUACCAAUGCUAUAUGCGAAGAGCGUAAGCACUCUAGCUAUCUCACUGAAGAGGUUCAGCAGGCACAAUUACAUGACCUAUGCCAUGAAUCAGAAUUAGGUACUUUCCGAAUAGACCAUUCUAUG